UCCAGCGGGUGUCAGCGGGGAGUCAUGAAGAGGAGUGGCACACCAGUGUGGGACAGAAGGAGCUACAGGCCCCCUCCCACAUUAAAGAGGAGCAGCUUCAUGAUGAAGAUGAAGCUCAGUCCUUACAGCUUCAUCACAGUCAAAGUGAGGAGAACAGAGGGGCGGAGCUUGUAAGUCAACACAUCACAGAAGCUGAUGGAGAGCAUUGUGAAGAUAUCAAGUCAGAACCAGACAGCAUCUUUGCUCCACUGUCAGACAUGGACCACAUGAUGUCACACUCUUCUGAUCACAGUGACCACAUCCAAAAACCUUUGGAGAGUAAAAAUGACUCUAAAGGUGAUACGAGACAUCACACUAACAACAAACACUUUGACUGCUCUGAAUGUGGGAAAUCAUUUAGAUGGAAGAGUAAUUUUACAAGACACGUGAGAACACAUACCGGUACUGGAGAGAAACCUUUUACUUGCUCUGUUUGUAAGAAGAGUUUCUCCAGCAAGCAAAACAUGACCACACACAUGAGAACACACACUGGAGAGAAACCUUUUACUUGCUCUGUUUGUAAGAAGAAUUUCUCCACAAAGCAUUACAUGACCAGACACAUGAGAACACAUACUGGAGAGAAACCUUUUACUUGCUCCGUUUGUAAGAAGAGUUUCUCCAAAAAGUGUAACAUGACCAGACACAUGAGAACACACACUGGAGAGAAACAUUUUGCUUGCUCAGCUUGUGCUAAAAGAUUCAACACUAAGAAGGAAAUUAUAUUACACAUGAGAACACACACAGGUGAGAAACCCUUUACUUGCUCUGUUUGUAAGAAGAGUUUCUCCAGAAAGCAAAUCAUGACCACACACAUGAGAACACACACUGGAGAGAAACCUUUUGCUUGCUCAGCUUGUGCUAAAAGAUUCAACACUAAGAAUGGCAUGAUAUUACACAUGAGAACACACACUGGAGAGAAACCUUUUGCUUGCGCUGUUUGUAAAAUGAGUUUCUCCAGAAAGCGUGACAUGACCACACACAUGAGAACACACACACUGGAGAGAUACCGUUUAGUUGCACUGUGUGUGAUAAGAUGUUCAGGUUUAAGUAUCAGGCCAGUAUACACAAAUGUGUAACAGUCAUGGAAGCUGCAGGGAUUUAAAAACACUUAAAGGGGAACAUUAUCACAAUUUCAGAAGGGUUAAAACCAUUAAAAAUCAGUUUCCAGUGGCUUAUUUUAUUUUUCGAAGUUUUUUUCAAAAUUCUACCCAUCACG
Molecule: messenger RNA, 1255 nt
Organism: Nerophis lumbriciformis (worm pipefish)
Lineage: Eukaryota; Metazoa; Chordata; Actinopteri; Syngnathiformes; Syngnathidae
Source: RefSeq, a predicted model, not a curated record